Anguilla rostrata (American eel) is the source of this 5639-nucleotide messenger RNA. Its product is annotated as zinc finger protein 444-like. The transcript has 2 exons. The record is from RefSeq and is a predicted model, not a curated record. Lineage: Eukaryota; Metazoa; Chordata; Actinopteri; Anguilliformes; Anguillidae. Bases 2923 to 4680 code for a protein of 585 amino acids. Gene Ontology annotation, biological process: DNA integration. Gene Ontology annotation, molecular function: nucleic acid binding; zinc ion binding.
AGCUUCUGCAGUUACAGUCCUGAGGUUUACAGGAGACCUGAGAAAUGAUAAGUGAGAAAAACAAGGGGUGAACUGAUCUUACUCUUGUUUUUACAUGCUGUUCUGUAUUAAUGCUGGCUAACUGCAUUUCUAUGAUUACAUAGGUACAACUCUCCUCUUUUGUGGUUUACAGUAGUCAUUUCGUUAUGAUUAAAUGUGUGUACUCUGCCAUUAGACCCUGCUGAGGUCUUCUACCUGCCGUUUCACAGACCAAUGAAUGACAACCACUAACAAGUGAACAAGGGAAGUUGUAAUGUUGUCAUGGAAAUUCAAUGACUUUUUUUUUUGCACAUUGUUUCAUUUGGCUGGCGCAUUUCACUCACUCUGUCCACCAUACUGGCCAAUCCACACACCUUACAGGUAAGUAGGGGUGCUGCCAGGGAUUUUGGGCUGAAGAAAAGAUAACACAUUGGGCCCCACCACCCCAGAAAAUUCUGUUGUAAUAUUUUUUGAGGACCCCUUUCAGGGCCUUGGAAUCGUCCUAUCCCAGCUAGCUUCUAUGGAGGGAGGAGAGUAUGUACACCAGAAAGUACAGAUUCUACUUCAAUUACCUCCUCUAGUUCUGCCCUAGUUAUCAAAAUUUGCAACAUUCACUUUUUAUUUGCUGGAUAAUCCACAUCAGCCAUUAUAAGCACAAUUAAUAAUGUGACCAGAAGUUGAUCUUAAAAUAAAAUUUGGGUUUGACAGCCAAGAGCAGAAGCAGCUGAAUAUUUUUAAGAAUUUAAGGCUUGUUCAUUAUAUAUAACACCAGCAGGAAUGCAACCUGAGGCUAUCUACCUAUUUCCAUAAUAUAGCUCAGAUGUUGCAUCCUGCCAGUUAAACCAAUUCAUAAACAAUAAUUUCAUGAUAUUAUUUAAAUAAUUACAUUAAUGGAUUAAGUAGUGCUCUCAAUCAGUGCUAGAGGUCAUAGUUGCUGCUAUACAGUUUUGGUGACCGCUUAGUUUUCAGUUUGCCAGACAAAUAAAAAAUGCUGGCCAUAUGCAUAUUUUGUUUAUAAAACAGUUGUAUGCUUAUAUCAAAAAAUUACGACAAAAUCAUUUGUAUUGUGAACUUUUUUUUAAAUGAGUUAAAUGUCAGGGGCAUGCUGUCGAUAACUAAGACAUAUUAAAAGAUACAGAACAUAUGGCUUUACAGGGACGAUGUGAAGGAAGGCAAUGCAUUAGGGCAGAGUGGUAGAAGGAGGAUAUAGACAAGCAUUCUGAAUAAAAAUUUUAUACUUUAUAUAUUGUGCAUUAUGUAAAAUGAAUUGAGUUUAAUCUGAACAGGAGGUUUCCUCAGAGCAUAUUAUUAUUAAAAUAUAUUGUUUUUAAGAAAAUGUGUAUUAUGAAUGUUAUUAAAACUCACCUUUGAAACCACCUUUUUGGGUGUGUGUUGUGAGGUAGGGCUGGGGGUGCCCACUGCUCACGUGGUGAAUAGACAGGAAGUGACAUGAAAGUAGUGUUGGCUUACCUUUUAUUUGUCCCAAAACACUAAAACAGUAGAAAUCGUCAAGAACAAAAGGAAUGGCCAAACUGGCAACCAAAACCACAAAACACUGGCACAUACCCACCACACUGCAUUCCCCAGCUCCCAAACACCUCUCCUCUAGGCCUGGGAGCCAAGCCUCUUUGAGCUCAUAGUUAGGUAAUAGGCCACAGCUGAUGUAAUUGAUGAACCACAGCUAUGGCCAUACCUGUCUGUAGGGCCGGUGCUGCCCCCUGGCACCACAUUUAUCCCCCCUGGCAACGACAAAGGAGGAGCAGUCUGAAAUGGCAAGGGAGACCCUGCUGGCAGGCCGGUUACAGCAAGCUGCAGGGCCUCCAUGUCUAGAGUGCGUUCAUGGGGCUGGCAAUGGGGUGGUAGCUUUUAGAUGGAAGCCUGAAGAGGACAGGGGACACGGAGCCUCAGGAGGACUCAAAGCAAAAGGAGGCAGCAGGGGCUCCUCAUCCGGAGGGCCUGCUGUGGCAGGAUGUGGGGGCUCCUCAUCUGCAGGGAGCCUCGCGGCAUCAGGAGGUGGCGGCAAGGGAUCCUCUGGAGGGCUCGCCGCUACAGGAGGCGGUGGAGGGGAAGUCUCUGGCAGCUCCACAAGGCAGGGAAGGCAGCAAUUGCCACCCAUCAAGAGGGCCCGCAGCUUUGGCUGCUGGCGAUGGGAGCCACUUAUCCCGAGGGCCCGCGGCUGCUGCUGCUGGCAGCAGGGGCAGUCAGCUGGAGGGCCCGCUGUGGCUCUGUAGGGGAGCCCCUUCUGAAGGGCUCUCUGGGCAAAGUGACUGGGCAGCAGGCUCCAGCUGGACCGAGCAGCGGAGCUGUGGCCUCUGGCGGCACCUCAGGACAGGGAGGCGAAGCUGCUUCUGACAGGUCCACGGUGAGCCUCCGGAAGCCGGAGAGGUGGACGAGUGCCGGUGACAAGACGGCUACGAAACCUUUUUGAGUUUAAGAAUUGUUUGAAAAAGACGAGAGUUUGAAUAAAAUAGCACGGCAGUGCUAAUAACGAAAACGGUUGUCUCCCGUGAGUGUGUUUUUAACCAGGAGGGGUGGCACUCACUUGCCACAGUAGUGGCCCGUGCGGGGGCGUAGUUUAAACACAUUACACAGAGGAGACAACAUGGAGCACAGCCAGGAGCAGGGGGAAACGGCACAACCGAUGGUAGCACUGGCGAGGAUGCUGGAGGGGAUGGCGGCGAUGCAGGAGAGGCAGGCGGCGAUGCACGCCGAACAACUUGAGGCUCUGCGGGCACAGACCUCCCUCCAGACUCAGGCUCUACUGCAGCUGGCGGCUGUGGGAGAAACCAGCUCCCGAGAGCGACAGACCGGACCCCCCGUAGCUCUCCAUCUGCCCAAGAUGACCCCGGAGGACGACGCGGAGGCAUUCCUCGAGGGGUUUGAGGUGGCAGCGAGGGCGAGUCAAUGGCCGGAGGAGGAGUGGGUCGUCCGCCUCCUGCCCCUCUUAACUGGGGAAGCACAACAAGCUGCACACAGCUUACCCCCCACAGCGCGGGCGGUCUACGCCAACCUGAAGAAGGCGGUCCUAGACCGCCUGGGAUACAGCCCGGAAGAGCACCGGCGACGGUUCCGGGAGACGGCCCUGGCAGGAGAGGACCGGCCGUUCGCAUACGACUGCUGGACAUGGCGCGUCGGUGGCUGCGACCGGAACUCCGGUCAGCCGACGGGGUGGUGGAGCUGGUGACCCUUGAACGUUUUAUCGAUGGCCUCCCGGGGGAGACGGCGAAUUGGGUGAGGUGCCAUCGGCCGACCGGGUUGGCGGCCGCCGUCACCCUGGCGGAGGACCACAUGGCGCUCUACCCCCGCAGCCAGUCACAGCAGCAGCAGCAGCAAGGACGGGCAGACUCGGCUCCGCGCAGGAGAGCCCUUCCUCGUUCCCUUCCUCCCCCCCUUUCUUCCUCCCUUCCCCGUGCCCAAACCCCCUCAUUUUCCCGCAACAACCCUUUUUUUUCUGUUUCCCCAGCCCCAGGCUCAGUGGCGGCGGGGUUCGACCCACAGAGAGCUCCUCAGACGCCCGGACCGGGGUGUUGGCGGUGCGGACAACCGGGUCACCUGCGCCGCGAGUGCCCGCUCAUGGAGGUGGGGCAGGUGGUUCGUGUUGUCGGCCCGCCCACCUCCACUCCCAACCCAGACGGAGCGUACUGUAUUCCGGUAAGGAUUCAAGGGAGUGAACACCAGGCGCUGUUGGACUCAGGGGCUAUGCAGACCAUGAUUCGACAAAGCCUGGUUCGACCCGAGGCGUUGUUAGAAGCAUCAAGGGCAUCUAUAAGGUGUGUGCAUGGGGAUUUACACGAGUACCCUAUCGUCUCAGUGGAAAUUCGGUGUCAAGGGAAAAAACAUAAAAUAAAGGCUGCGGUUAGCUCCCGCCUCUCGCACCCUCUGAUUUUAGGCACUGAUUGGCCGGGGUUCCGCCAGGCAGCUGGUAAGGUAGGGGGGGUGCGUUCACGAAGGGUAGGGCUGUGUGAUGUGUGUGCUGCUGUCAGCGGUGACGCAGGGUCGUCCGACGCGGCAGAGGGGGAGCCGGCACCAGUGGAGCCUCCGGGGGAGACUCCGCAGGUACCGGUGUUUCGCCCCAUGGAGGAUUUCCCACUCAAGCAGUCUCGUGAUGACACCCUACGCUUUGCCUUUGACCACGUGAUGUCCAUUGAUGGUCAACAGGUGCGCCCUGAUGCAACACUCACUCACCCGUAUUUUGUAAUAAUUCGGGAUAGGUUAUACAGAGUGUGUCGUGACACACAGACUAAUGAGGAAAUCACCCAAUUGCUGGUGCCUAAAAGCUCUCGGGAAAUUGUUUUUCAGACGGCUCAUUUUAACCCCAUGGCUGGUCAUUUAGGGUAUGAGAAAACACUGAACCGGAUAAUGGCCCGUUUCUAUUGGCCGGGCAUUUGGGCCGACGUGCGUCGGUGGUGUGCGUCGUGCCCUGAAUGCCAACUAGUAAAUUCCCCGGCUAAACCAAAAGCGCAGUUGCGCCCCCUUCCGCUAAUGGAGGUCCCUUUUGAGAGAGUGAGGAUGGACCUCAUCGGGCCAUUUGAUCGGAACACGCAGGGAUACCGUUUCGUGUUAGUUCUGGUGGAUUAUGCGACAAGGUAUCCCGAAGCAGUUCCUUUGCGCAGCAUUUCGGCAAAAAGUGUUGCGCAGGCAUUGUUUCAAAUAAUCUCCUGAGUCGGAAUCCCGAAAGAGAUUCUGACUGACCAGGGCACACAGUUUAUGUCACGCACACUACGUGAGCUGUAAGGGUUAUUGGGCAUUCAAUCUAUUAGAACCAGCGUGUACCAUCCCCAAACGGAUGGGCUGGUUGAACGUUUUAAUAGAACGUUGAAGUCUAUGAUCCGGAAGUUCGUUCAUGAGGAUAGCCGUAAUUGGGAUAAGUGGUUAUCUCCUCUGGUGUUUGCAGUGCGGGAGGUUCCCCAGGCCUCCACGGGAUUUUCUCCCUUUGAACUACUGUUCGGUAGGAAACCCCGGGGGAUAUUGGACCUAGUUAAAGAAAACUGGGAGGAGGGUCCGAGUCCUAGUAAAAAUGAAUUACAAUACGUGCUGGACCUGCGAGCAAAACUCCAUACAUUGGGUAAGUUGUCACGGGAGAAUUUGCUCGAGGCGCAGGCACGUCAGCAACAGCACUACGACAGAGGAGCUAAACUACGGCAAUUUUCACCGGGAGAUAAAGUUCUUGUGUUACUCCCUACCUCUAGUUCUAAAUUACUCGCCAAGUGGCAAGGGCCCUUUGCGGUCACACGGCGAGUGGGGGAGGUUGACUAUGAGGUAGAGCGUACUGAUAGAGAGGGGGCAAAACAGAUUUAUCACCUCAAUCUCCUGAAAGCGUGGAAGGAGGUGGUGGCUGUCUCUCUGGUUACGGUGGAUAAGGAGAGAGAUGAGCUGGGGCCGGAGGUACCAAAUUCACCCAAUCAGAUCUCAACCCUUUCAGAUGACCAUCUCUCACCGAAUCAGAGAGCAGACCUUGCCUUGUUGCAAAAGCGUUUUGCUGAUGUGUUUUCCCCCAUACCAGGACGCACGCACCUCAUACACCACCGCAUUGACACUUCCCCGGGGGUGACGGUGCGGACCCGCCCCUAUAGGUUGCCGGAACACAAAAAGAAAUUGGUUCAGGCAGAGAUAAAGGCAAU